Caenorhabditis sp. 36 PRJEB53466 is the source of this 3272-nucleotide messenger RNA. NCBI's taxonomy places the organism in Eukaryota, Metazoa, Nematoda, Chromadorea, Rhabditida, Rhabditidae. The record is from the annotation of a GenBank genome assembly.
AUGCUUCGUAUCCUCGUCAGUCGGUUUCCACCCUGCCGCCCCUCCUUUCCACUUCAAGAUUCUUCCCUCACUAUCUUCCUCUCUCCUCACACCUUUUUACUUUUCAGCCGUCCGCUCAAAUGGGCUGGGAUUCGAUCAGUGCCAUCGUGGCCCGUCUGCUGGCUGCAUAUCCAGUCUACUCGAUCGUUUGUUCGUUUUUCUUCUCAUUUCAUCACAUAACUAAUUAGUUAUGCUUCUUUUUCUCUUUCUUUCUCCUAUCUCAACUCCUUUGUUUUCAGUGAGCAUUCUCUCAAUUGUCGCUCUCAGUGCAGGCCUCAUCAACAUCCGUCUGGAGCAGGACAUCCGAAAGUCGUUCUCCCCGGAGAAUUCAGAUGCCGGAUAGUGAGUGACGAAAUGCGACCUUGACGUCACCUGAGAACCUGUUCUCGAGUGUUUUUCUCUGUUUUGUGCUUAGCUUCCUGCGUGUAGACUACAUUUCAGUGAGACGAGGGUGUGGCUCGAGUAUUACGGACUGAAGCAGUAUCCGGAAAGGGCGUUCUGCAUAUUCACAUCCAAAGAUAACGAUUCCAGUAUUCCGGGGGAGGCGGCGUUGAGAGACGUGCGUUUGCGAGUGUUUACUUUGAAUUUGAAUUAAACUGUACACAGUUUGUAGAUUUACACAGUCGACAGACGACUUUCGAAUGCGGUUGGACUGAAGGACGGAGACGGUCGGAGGAAUUGCGACCCUCUGUGCGACCUCAACAAUCCAUUCCAUCUUCUUGUGGUUUGUAACAGUUUUACCCAAUAUGACAGUCAAAAAGAUGUUUCCAGAAUCAGACCCGGGAGAAUAACGGAAGUACGAAUGUAUUUGCUUACCCGGACAUGCAGUACAAAGGAUUGGACAUCUUUCUCGGACUCCAUUUCAGUAAUGUCGACUUCAGUGAGUUGAAUUCGUUUUCUCUUGGCGGAUGCUGACUAUUCAGAACCUCCAACGAACAGAAUCAGUUCCCGAUCUCUCGUUCUCUGGUACUUCUCUCGAUCUGACACUCCGGAAGGAAAAAUGGCGUUCAAGGAUGCCAUUGAUGAACUUUUCGAACUCUCAAAGAACAGUUCCGCAUUCGAAGCGGUGCAGUUCACAGUGUUUAGUGACCUAGUUGCCAAUCGGGAAAUGAUCAGAGGAGCCAUCGAAGCGACCACCCUCAUGACUAUCGGCUUCUUCCUCCUCCUCACUCAGGUCAUAAUUGUGAUCGUCCGAUUGGCGUCCGUCAAGAUGGCGUUCUACUUGGUUGCCACGUCAUUGAUCACUCCAGUGGCUGCGACUAUCGCUUCAUUCGGAGCCAUCUGCUGGUCGGGAAUUCAGAUGGUAUUAGUAGAGAAAAGAUGAUAUUCAGGAUGGGAUUCCCUUCGUUCUCCAUCCAAUGCGUCACUCCGUUCUUGGUUCUCGGAAUAGGAGUCGACGACGCUUUCAUUCUCCUUCACCGUUGGAAGCAUCACAUUGCAAUCACUGACACGUGAGCUCCCCCGUCCCCAUCCUGAACUGAUCUUCUUUUUUAGACACCGACGUCUUGAGCAGGUGAUUGUGGAUGUCGGACCGUCCAUCACCAUCACUUCGCUCACAAACAUCAUCGCAUUCGGAAUCGGAUUCUUCACUCCCACCCCACAGGUUCUACUUAUCCUCGAUUCCUUGAAGUUUAUUCCAUUUCUUCUAGAUGUCUCUCUUCUGUCUUACGGCUUCUUUGGCUCUUUUGCUGGAUUACAUCUUCACCUACACCAUCCUCGCUCCGAUCGUUUUCCUCUGCAACGAUGCUUCCUAUCAGCCCGUUCCAAAGGUCGAAACCAUUCCGAAAGCAGACACGUGGCUGGCCAAGUACUCCAAUUUUGUGUGUUCUCUAAAGGGAAGACUUGUUUGCCUUUUUACCUUGAUCGUGAUGUACGGUCUGACUACUUACGGAGUCUUGACAAUGCGAACCACUUUCGAGCCGGCGAAGGCGUUCCCAUCCAACUCGAAACUGGUGGAUUCUCUGCAAAAUAUCAAGUGAGAAAUCAACGUGUUCAUUUUGUAGCAUUCACCAUUAUUCUAGACCCGUCUUCAACACCUAUUUCCCGAUUACUGUCAUUGUGAACAGGCCACCAAACAUCGAAAAUCAGACUGAGGUAUGCAGUAAUUAGUCCUUGACUCGUCGACAAAUCUGCCUUCAGUACGACAGUUUUCUCAAUCUGGUGCACAAACUCGAAUCAGUUCCCGGCAUCCGAGGCGAGAAUCGCAGUCUGAUCUUCCUUCCGCAGUACGAGAAAUAUGACCGAGUCGUCAGCAAUCCACUUUCGAUUCUGUUCGGGGAUAAGUAUGAACCGUCGUACGAUAACCUGCCGAAAUGGCUGAACACCAUCGGGAAUCCGCCAGUCGUCAAAUACAAGAUAACGGAGAACAACAAGUGAGAAAAAAGAAGCGAACGGAAAAGAAUGAAUGAAAGUGUUUCAGAACGGAAGUGACCGCAUUCCGACUGACUCUUCUUGGCAAGGGAAUGUCCGAAUGGGCGGAAAGAGCGAGAGCGAUGCAGCAAAUUCGGACGACUCUCCAGUCGGAGAAGCAGUUCAACGCGACGCUGUUCGACUGCGACUCGGCCAUCCUCAGCAUCAUCCUCACUGUUGGCACCGAUCUCAUCGGAUCCAUCGCCGUCACCGUCGUCUGCAUGGCCAUCGUCUGCUUCGUAUUCAUUGCCAACUUCAACGCUGUUGCUGUCAUCACCUCGAUUAUCGCGUCCAUUUGCUUCAGUUUGUCCUUUUCAGCUUCUUUCUCUCCUUAUUCGUGCUCUCUUUCAGUUCUGGUCGGCGGUCUCUCUUUGUGGGGAGCUGAUCUGGAUCCAGUCAUUCAAGUUGACGUGCUUCUGGCCACCGGAUUCUCCGUCGACUACACCGCUCACGUGGCCUACAACUACUUCCGCGCUCGUGGAACUCCCCAAGAGCGGGUCUACAGCAGUCUGGCUGAGAUGGCGAUGCCCAUGUUCGAGGCGGGACUCUCGACGUUCCUUUGCAUGCUCCCUCUGAUCUUCGUGCCUACCUACGCCAUCGUUUGCUUUGCCAAAACAGUCUUUCUGGUCGUGGCAAUCGGUAAGAAUGCGUGGGUGUUUCGGGAAUGCAACUGAUCCUUCGCAGGUCUCCUCCACGGUCUCUUCAUUCUUCCCGUCGUCCUCGCACUGUUCUCGAAGGACGCGAUCGAGGAGAAGAAUGCUCCCGCCGCUCUGAACUCUUCUGCUGAUCAGCCUCUCGUCGAGAAAACCUCCAACACCGUCUGA